Oreochromis aureus is the source of this 2139-nucleotide messenger RNA. RefSeq lists its product as uncharacterized. NCBI's taxonomy places the organism in Eukaryota, Metazoa, Chordata, Actinopteri, Cichliformes, Cichlidae. The record is from RefSeq and is a predicted model, not a curated record. The transcript is spliced from 5 exons. The coding region runs from base 154 to 957 and encodes 267 amino acids.
UCGUGGUGCACAGAAGUUACAGAGCUCUCGAAAAUGUAGCAUCACAAAGUAUCGUCAGAAGGAGCAGAUUAGGACAGCAGACUAACACAGAUUAUCAAUCACACCCUGGGAAGUACAGAUUACCUCGAGCAGCAGUCCACCCGUGGAGGAAUCAUGCGUUUUUUCCUUCUCUCCGCGUUUUUUGUGGUGUCCGCAGGUGAAGGCAUCACUGUCGCUGUCAAAGGCUUUGAGAAAGACGAUGUGCUCCUGCCAUGCAAUUGCUCUAAUAGAGAUUUGAAUAAGGACUUCAAGUGGCAAGUGGAAGAUGAUGAGGAGAGAGGGGUGAAGGGAAAAUUGAUCUUCAGAUAUAAUGAUGGGACCUUAGAUUUUAAAGACAACCCGUCCCAUCGAUAUGAAACAUUUUUUCAUAACGACAGCAGUAAUUGUUCUGUUCUCUUAAAAAACAUCACAAAAGAAGACCAGGGAAAAUACAGUUGUCGUUUUUAUUCUCCACUAUACAGACGUUUUUUUUUUGAUCUCACGCUUUGUGGCACAAAUAUUUCUCAGCACAGGGAGACUCACCCAAAUGGUGGAAACAUUUACCAAUGUGUUGUAAAGCUUGACUGCUACAAAGAGCCUAACAUUCAGUGGACUUGGAACAAUGGAACGUGUCUGUCAAAUUCAGCCACGACUAACAUCUCUACUACAUACAGCCUGGAUAAAGAAACUGGCGUCCACUAUUUUCACAGUAGACUUGAGACUAAAGACAGCUUACCCUCAGAGCCUAAGUGUGAACUCAGUCCUCUGUGCGAACCUGAAGGGGAGCCUGAAGGAAUAAUUUCACCUUUAGAUACCAAGCCAAACCUCUAUUUCAGGAUAUUCUGUACAGGGGUCCCCGUAGUGUUGGUGCUUGGAUUUUUGCUGAUUUGGUGCCGUCGUGGAACGUCUCACAGAUUUUACAGCGAGGAAGACGUGUAAACUAGUGACUUCUGUCAGACGAGCUCCAAAGUGAAAAUGGGAAAGUACUUUAUUCUGAGCCAGAGGAGGUGAUUACAAACUGCUGAUGCAAUACUGGCUGUUUGCAAAAUCUAGUUUUCAUCUUUUGUUCCCGCUCAUGGAAAGUACAUCUAUUUUUGGAAGCUAAAGGAGGAGGAGACUAUUCCAUUCAUCAGAUUUCCUUGUCGAGAGUAAAAUCUGAGUUAUAUAUACCAGAUGCUAAGUGCCGUAUUUACGUAUUUUAUAUUAAUACUUUAUAUGUACCAUAACCAGUUUACUCAACAUUACUCUGACAUUGCUGCACUAAUCGGUUAUGGGCUUUAUUUUCCCUAAAUCUAAUAUUUGUACCAACAUAUUUUCUCAUUGUUUAUCUCAGUGAACUUAAAUACUAACUUGUUAUGUAUAAAAUGUAUAUAUUUUAUUACCAAACUUAAGUUUCUGUGUAAAGGCUUCUUUUGUUUGAUGACAUGGAAAAAUGUAAUUUGUUCUUCUAUAACUGUCUUUUUGGUACGUGGAGCACUGUGAAUUUUUUUUUUUAUACUACUUUUCUUUCUUUUUUUUAAAACUUUUAUAAACAAGUAGGUUUAGGGUAAUGUGUAUGAUGUAUAGUUAAUAGAAAAAAACAUUCAGGAGCCAUGCAAGAAGUUGGUAAAUGAUGUUGCUUAACUCAACUGUGAAACAUCACUGUGCUAAGUAGCUGUGCAGCUCUGGUCCCUUUUUGGGAAUUAGGUUAUCAGCCUUGAAACUGCGACCGCAGUCAGGACAGUACGCCAAAAUUUGAAGAAUGGAGAAGUGUAAUGAAAUGUGAAUCUGUGGCCUUUUUCAGCACCAAAAAGAAAAGUGUAUUAAAAAGAGUAAAACAAACAUUUUGGUCUUGUUUUUUACAAAGUUGUUGAUAAUGUUUGUUUCUGUUUAAUACUCUGUAUAGUUUUGUAUCCUGAUAUUGUAACGUAUAAUUUUUAAUGUCAAUUCUAACAUGUUUAAUAACCACAUACAAUAAGGUUAAAGUGUUGUUCACACAAUACUGACAAUAGAAACUGAGUGUGAUUUACAUCCACAUGAUCUACCUGAGAUCUGGUCAGAUAUUUUGCAACACCUUUAUGUUUUUUCAAGAUUGAUUUGUAAAAUGGAAUUCAGCAAUAAAGUUUGUUUUUUUAAAAAUUG